Molecule: messenger RNA, 435 nt
Organism: Perkinsus marinus ATCC 50983
Lineage: Eukaryota; Perkinsozoa; Perkinsida; Perkinsidae
Exons: 1
Coding region: 1-435 (144 amino acids)
Source: RefSeq, a predicted model, not a curated record
AUGGGUUUCCCCUCGCAUAUCGGCCAGUACCCUCUCACUGAAGUCCACUAUGAUGCUAAUCCAUAUAGGUGCGCCAUGAUGCCACCACCUCCAGGAGCCAAUCCGACUCCUCCAAGAAUCCAUCCCGGUGGAUUUCGUGUUCCCCCGGGAUUGAACCCGGGUGCCUACCCCGUGCCACCCCAUCUGGAAUCCCCUGCUCAUCACUGCAAUGGUGGCCCAGCCGACCCACGUCAGUUGGCCGCCGCAAGUGGUACCCCCAAUGGCCAGGCCCCCAAUGACGAUACGGUGCCGCGACACGCCCUGCCCUCGCCCACCAACGAGAUGCUUGCGACCCCCCUGGCCGUAGCUGAGCGGGUCUUCGGUCAGGCUGGUCUCAAGCCAGAGCAAAUUGCCAGUAUUCUGCGAGCAGCUCAACCAGUAUCUUAUGGUGACUAA